Molecule: messenger RNA, 2073 nt
Organism: Effrenium voratum
Lineage: Eukaryota; Dinophyceae; Suessiales; Symbiodiniaceae
Source: the annotation of a GenBank genome assembly
AUGGCAGCACAUGCUGGGCGAUGUCUCGCAGCACGGCCUGCAGGAGAGUCAGCUCCGUGCCUGCCUGCUGCUGCCUAUGCCCGGCUGCUGCGCCAACUGGGCCGUGGCUUCGCAAGCGGCUGGCUUGGCCUGGCGGCCUCAGGCACGGAUCCCCCGUGCGAGAACUUAGCAGCCGCGCUGGUGCAAGAGCUGUGCUCUGCUCACAGCCAGGAAACCUUCGACAACGUGGCCUCCGCGUUGAUUGCGGUUGCUCAAGUCCACGGAGUAGAGGUCGCAGGAGCUUUGCAGAAGGCGUCUGAAAACCUGCCCUUGCAAGUGGCCUUCUCCCUGCUGCUGGCACUGCUGCAGGAUGCUUGCUCCGAAGCAUCAGAGGCCAUGCCAGGCUGGGCCCCCUUGGCAGUGUCGUUAGCUCCAAGGGCAUUGCAGGACCCGCGCGGGGCAGUGCUGCCACGCCAGCUCUUGCAGCAGCGACUCGAGAGGCAUCAGGCCCCGGAGAAGGCAGCAUGGCUGCAGGUACUCGAAAUCUUAGGUGAUCCACCACCUGCAGGAGGAGAGGAUCCAGAACCUUGGCAGCUCAGCUUGCAUCCCAAGGCGGAAGUCUCAGAGGAGCUGCGGGCCUUUUGGCCAAUUCGAGCAGCUGCUAAGCCUGCAAAGGCAGAGGUUGCUGAAAGAAAGGAAGGCGCACAAGGGACGCUGCAAGUGGACCUGUACGCGAAUCCGGCAGCAAAGGCGGCCCAGGACGCGGUGGUGGCGGCGCUGGCGCCGGCCCGGCGCUGCGAGGCGCUGCUCAGCUCCGCGAGGGCUGAGGCCCCGGAGGAGACCUUCCCGGCUCUGCUGGGCGCCUGGCGAGAGGCGCCGGAGGCCUGUGCCGCGGUGGUGCUGCGGUCGGCAGACGGCCAAGCCGGCUGGCCCACACCGGUGCUGGCACCACUGCUGGCACAGCUGGUGUGUCAAGAUGCACCAGGCUGGUGUUCCUGGCGCAACGGCCCAUUGGACCGCGGCCUCUUCACCUCGACUUGGGCAUGCCUUUGCAAGGAUGCGAAAGCAUCAGCAGGCUUCUGGCCCUGGGCUCUGAAAGAGCUGGUCAUUCCCAACCUUUGCUCCGAAGCCAGGCAGUUUGCAGCAGAUGCGGCGCGAACGCUCUCAUGCACGCUGGCUGCGGAUUUGGCAUCCCUUCGCGCAGAGAUGCAGCGGCACGAGGCUCUUCAUCAGCAGGUCACACCUUGGACAUCCUGUGCUGCGGCAGUGCGGCUGGAGUUCUUUCAGAAGGCGCCUUUGGCACCGUUGAUCCUUUCACUUGCAGAAGUGGUCUCAGAGCUGCAAGCCGCAGAGGAAGCGCUGAUCAACUGGUCGAGCCUCGCCGUUGGGCUGGCUGACAUGCCGGAGGCAGCCACCGUGCACAGGCACCUGAAGCUGCAUCUGGCACGGGUCGGGCUGGCCAGAUCGAGCUUCACUGGCUAUGCCGGGCAGCUUCUUGCUGCUGUGCUCCCUCAGGAGGGUGACCAAGACCCGGCGGUGGCGUCUUUGGCCGCUUGCCUGCGGCCACGGCGGCUGGCAGGCCAUCGCCUGGAGCUUUGGGCUUUGCUGGCAGCAGCUCUGCGCUGGCCGUCCAAGCGGCUGUCGCAGCUCAUCUUAGACGUCUUGCCCGAGGUGUUCGACGACCUGACUGUACUUACCCCUGAGGGCCCAGUGAAGGGUUGUCGUCUGGACUGCAGCGGCGAGUUUGUGGACUUUGGCGUGCGCUUACCGGUGCUGCGCUGCAUUCACUGCCUCUUUUGCUGUGCUCUAGCUCAAUCCUUGGCCCAGCCCGCUGAGGCACCAAAUUUCCUGCGGUCGGCAUGCGACGUCACUCGCAACGCGCUUGGCACACUGAAGCCAGGCUCCUUGCACCUCCUGUGCACGCACUUUGUGGCAUUUCUGUCGGCUUUCCUGGACGGCAAGCCCACUGCCUCUCCAGCGCUGAGGGCCGCUGGCCUGCUGCUCCAGUCGAUGCGCAGGAAGCUCUCGAGCAUCGGAGCUGUUCCGGACUGCUUGGGAAUGCUGGAGGAGCGCCUGAAGUCGUGGCCGAUGUGA